This is a messenger RNA of Zophobas morio, 792 nucleotides long. RefSeq lists its product as uncharacterized. Gene Ontology annotation, molecular function: prenyltransferase activity. Gene Ontology annotation, biological process: isoprenoid biosynthetic process. The transcript is spliced from 6 exons. The coding region runs from base 1 to 792 and encodes 263 amino acids. The record is from RefSeq and is a predicted model, not a curated record. Lineage: Eukaryota; Metazoa; Arthropoda; Insecta; Coleoptera; Tenebrionidae.
AUGGGUUACACGAAGUCAAUCUUGUGUAAGUUUCCCUUACUAGAUGAUGUUCUGGAUGGAACGAUACUUCGCAGAGGACUUCCUUCACCACAUCUGGUUUAUGGAAUUCCGCUAACUAUCCAGGCUACACUAUACCAUAUUUUUCUAAUAAUGCAAAAUUUACUGUGCUACGCAGAAAACAGGAAGGACAUCGCCUUUGAUGAUUUUAUUAAGCUGGGUAUUAGAGUUUUCACUGGACAAGGACUAGAAAUCUAUUAUCGAGACAGUCAACGAUGUCCUACUUUCCACGAAUACAGCACUUUAAUACGUGGCAAAUCUACCGAUGCCUUAAAAUGGGAAGUCCAGUGGUUAAAAUUUUGCGCCAAAAAGGAGAAAAUGGAAUUUAGUGAAGAUCUGUACCAUAAAAUGGGCCUAGUUCUUCAACUUUAUGGCGACUACAUUAAUUUGCACAACGCUAAGUACGCCACUGUUCGUGGUUUUUGUGACGAUCUUGACGAGGGAAAAUUUAACUUUCCUAUAAUUCAUGCCAUUCAAAGUCACCCGAACGAUCAUCGGCUUUUGGAUAUGUUGAAACGAAGACCACUGGAUAUGGAAAGUAAGAAACUCUUUAUAGACAUCCUGGAAAGUUUUGGAAGUUUUGAGUACACCCGAAAGGAAUUGGAAAAAUUGAAAAAUGGGAUUCUGAUUGAUGUAGACAACAUGAAUAUGGGAAAAAAUCCACAAUUGGAACGAGUUCUGGAAGAUGUGUUGGGUAAUUUGGAAACGGAAAUCUAUUACGAUGAUUGUGACUAA